AUGCACGCAGCCCCCGGGUCUACAGAUCAGCAGUCACAAGGCCCGCGCACGAGCGCCACGCAGCCAGGGCACAGCCCGUCCGUCGAGCCAGCCGCCGAGUCGUCACAGACGCCGAGCGCAAAGGAGGAGCCCGUGCCCAGCACCCCGCAGAGGCUUUCCAUAGCCAAGUAUCGUGCAGCGCACCCUCCGAAGCUGCCGCCAGCGAAGAUGUCGGAGCAUAGCUCAAGCCCGGCUGGCGAGCAGGCGCCAAGGCGUGUGCGCAAUGCGUACGACGAUCUCUUCGGGUCUGAGGAGGGCGAGGUCAAUGCCAACCCGUCGGAAGGCGAUGGCAGAUCGCCGCGGAGUGGGCACAGCUCUUCAAGGACACCACGUUCGCGCUCGCGCUCGCGCUCGCCCCCGCUGCACUCGUUCAUCAGCCCAAGGUCAGAGACCCGGGGGUCGCACUUACACCCGGACCCGCUGCGCCAUGCGCCACCUCUGCCUCCGAGGGACGGGGAUGAUCCGACGGAUCCCGACACAGUCUCCAACCCACUGGACCAGGCUCAGCGCCGUCAGCUCGAAGAGCGCACCGCGCCAACGCGCUCGAACAUACCGGAGGCGUUGCCUAUCGUGAACCCCUCUCGGAGAGACUAUGGCUUUACAAGCAGCGAAGAUCCAUUGAAAGUCGCGAACGACUGGGCCAAAGGCCUGCUGGGUUCAUACAUCGUAGGGCCGAGAGCCUCGACAACGGCAGAUGUAGACGAGCGCCUCGCGCUGGCCAGCGCUAUCUGA
Molecule: messenger RNA, 771 nt
Organism: Phytophthora sojae
Lineage: Eukaryota; Oomycota; Peronosporomycetes; Peronosporales; Peronosporaceae
Exons: 1
Coding region: 1-771 (256 amino acids)
Source: RefSeq, a predicted model, not a curated record